This is a messenger RNA of Trichoplax adhaerens, 1923 nucleotides long. RefSeq lists its product as uncharacterized. The transcript is spliced from 2 exons. Gene Ontology annotation, molecular function: RNA polymerase I core promoter sequence-specific DNA binding. Gene Ontology annotation, cellular component: RNA polymerase I core factor complex; RNA polymerase transcription factor SL1 complex. The coding region runs from base 1 to 1923 and encodes 640 amino acids. NCBI's taxonomy places the organism in Eukaryota, Metazoa, Placozoa, Uniplacotomia, Trichoplacea, Trichoplacidae. The record is from RefSeq and is a predicted model, not a curated record. Gene Ontology annotation, biological process: RNA polymerase I preinitiation complex assembly; nucleolar large rRNA transcription by RNA polymerase I.
AUGCCAAGGUGUGCGAUAUGUGAUAGCCAAUCAUUCGAGGUAGUCGACGGAUAUCACUACUGUGACCUAUGUGGAACACAAUCUCAGGCUGUUUUUGAAUCAGCUACUGGUGAUGAAGGCGCUACAGUACUUCUUGGACGAGCAGUAAGUCGAAGUAGAAGAUCUCUGGGUGGUAUGCCAAGAAAAGUUGUAGAUAAAGGUGUGAUAUGGUAUACUAGCGAAGGCUUCACUUUUGUUAUCAAAGCACAAGUUGAACAACUUAUUAAGUUAGGUGCUGAUCCAAAGUUACAACAUGUCGUACGACAGCUAUGGUUUGGAUACUUGAAAAAAAUUGGAAUUGCAUUCCAAGAAUCGACCUCAAAGGCUCAACAAGAAACGAUUCGUGAAUUAUAUUGCAGAACGAAUCGAGAUGUCAUUCAAGUUACCAAAGACAAUCCUAUUCCGUUAAAAACUCGAAAAAGAAAACGCAAACCUGCUAAACUCGAUGUAAUUGAUUCAGCUUUUCUGAAUUCUCAACUAACUUCGGACGAUUUCUAUCCGGAAGAUGAUCCAUUUAACGAACCAACAGCGGGUAGUCCAGAUAAAUCGUAUAUCAGUAGUGAUUCUGAUGAUGAUAACCAAAAUGAUCCACAAAUUAGCAUGCCCGAUCCGUCCAUUAUUUCUGGAUCAGUCAGUGAUUUAUUUAUGUCAGGAAGUAUGCCUAAAGGUAAACUUGCAAUGAUUUUGCAGAUGAAGCAGUGCUAUACUAUUGUGUUUUGCUGCUUAGGCUUGCGUUGGAUAAAUGAGCUAAUAUUGCCGAGUGACGUUAUUAAUUGGAUAGAAGACGGAGCUGUCUCUUAUCUCGAUGUAUCUGAUAUUCUACCAGCAUCUAUGAAAUUUUCCUCUUCCGAUCACUUAACAUUUUGUAAACAGUAUUUACCUUCGACCACUCUGAUUGAAAAUUACAUGAAGGACCUUGCUCGUGCUCUUGAGUUACCUCCGUUUCCUAUUCCUGAUUUACAAUUGCUGACUGGAAGAUUUAUAUUAGAUUUGCAGUUACCUCCAGUCUUUCAUCGUUUAGUGAACAUCAUUAUAUCCAAGUGUGAUAUCUUUAAAACAAAUAAAAGUAGCAACAUGGUUACCAUUACCUUUUGCAUCAGCACUGCAGCCAUGGCGAUUGUAAUUCUUGUAGUAAAAUCAAUUUAUGUAUUGGAUGAUAAUCAAGAGCAUUUAUUAGCUAAAUACAGUGAGAGCGUGGCUGACAAUGGUAAUCUCAGCGAUAGUGUUUGGGUGUGGGAAGAAUGGAUCAAUUUUAUUGAAGCUAGAAUUUUCAGUAAUGCUACAGCUAGUUUACCCUGGUCAUUAGAUAGUUUAAAAUAUUUCAAGGAUUGGGAUCGCUACAUUGCAUAUUGUCGAGAAAAGGUUUUCGGUAGUUGGAAACCAAGAGUGGCCUAUAACCGUGACAGAAAGAUCAUUAAUGCUGAAAAUAUUGAAGCUUUAUUAUCGGAUUCUUCCCGACACUCAGACGACGAACAUCUUGAUUUAGAUUCUAGGAAAUAUCGAUCAAAACUAUCCACUUUUCCUGUAUCAGGUGGUUCUAAUGAUCAAAAUGCAUUUAAGCCAGUUCGACACAUACCGCUGUCGAAACUUGAUGUUUUGCUUUCGUCAGAGAAUGAGGACGGAUUUUGGAAUUAUUACGUUCAAUAUUGUAGUUUUGAUGAGAUUUAUAAAGUUCGCCCCUUUAAGAAUUAUAAAAAGGAUGUAGUUAUUGACCAAAAUGAUGCGAUGACAUUUCAUAAGUCCUAUAAUCUUUUAUUAAAUAUUUGUUCUAGGAUAAUUAAAGUUACUCCUUUAGAUUUGCACCGCAGAGUCGCUUAUUUCGAGCGAUAUUUAUUUUCGUUAUCUGGAAGAAGGUGUUUACUUACUGGUGUCGAAGUACCAUGA